Messenger RNA from Heterotrigona itama, 5898 nucleotides. The record is from the annotation of a GenBank genome assembly. NCBI's taxonomy places the organism in Eukaryota, Metazoa, Arthropoda, Insecta, Hymenoptera, Apidae.
AAAGAACAGGCGGCAGAAGCACGUGGGGAAAAGCGAGACAGCCGAGACGAUCAUGAAAUUGAGUGUCACACGGGAAAGGGACGUGGUCGGGUGAAGGAGGUUUUUGCAGAGAGGGGAGAGGCUCUUACAACAGAUUUAUAUGUACGUUCGACAAGCUCGCGCUAGCCAUUGCGAACCGUGUUCGCCAAUGCGAUAGUGUUCUCGUCUAUCGUUCGAUACCGGUAUCUCGGUUAGUCGAGGGGAAAAAAGACCACCGGCCAUUCUAUUUUUACUUUCGAUAGAAUUUGUCCAAGCUGUUGAACGAGCUGGGUUGUGGUCAAAGUUUACUCCUCAGGCUGCGUUACUCUUUUUAUCAUCGCACCUGCCGACGUAUCGUCGCGAUCGUGAAUAGAAGACGUCGUGAUCCAAGUUGGUUUCGUACCGAUAAAGCGAUAAGAGAAGACGGAUAGGAGAAAACGAUCGACGAUUCGAGAAGACGCCGAUGUUCGAUCCAAGCCGGAAAAAAUACCGGGUGCGAACGAGAGACAGUUUCGCAGCGGGUUCAAGGCUAAAGCCCUGAGAAGGUUUGCAGUCGGCAAGCUGGAGUCACUGAACGUGGACAAGCUGGGUGUCGAGAGCGUGUACUCGCCUGGAUGAAGUUGCGCCAGAUGACUGGAUGAUUAGAAGAAACGUGGACGAGCGAGUAUCACGAUAGAUAGGUAGCUCGAAAGAGAGGAAAAGAGGUUUUCAAAGCGCAGAGAGAUUGGACGUCUCUGUAUCGGAUUCGCUUACUGCAGGCUUUAACUGUCACCUGAUCUAUCGCGGCUGAACGAAAUUCGACAGAAUGAAAGGAUAAUGCAACUACUGGCCGGAAGAUAACGCAACCGUAUGUGUGACGGUUAAAAAUAUUUAACGAAAAAACCUACACACAACUGAUGCAGCCGAUAUUUAUAUUGAAGAGGAAAAUGUAGUAGUAUUGGUAAAUAAGAACCUUGACGAACGAAUACAUAACGUUCAUUAAUAUGUCAUGUAUUUUUCCUUGGUUUUCCACUUAUAAAUAAUGCAGUAUUUGUGCAAUACACGUAGAUAAAUUCCAAUGGUUUUAUCAUUCAUUUGGAGAUAACUUAACUUACGUAUUAGCCCAGAUUAACAAAAUUGAAAGCAUUCACUGAAAUAGAUUAUUAUUAGUAGACCCUAAUUAGUGCUUUUAUUUCUCAUAGACUUAUGUAAAUCAUACUUGUCCUUUCGACAUUUUCCUUCUGUUCUAUUCAUUUCGUUCUCUAUCAACGCUAAUAGCACUUUUCGCAAUGUCUAUGAAAUUUCAGGGACGUCUCUGACCCGCUGAAGUAUAUGUUUAUCAAACAGCAAAUAACUGAAAUACUCGUGGCAGAUAACGAAUGCUAUGUAAGAAAAAAACCGUGAUUCUAAUGAUUUACAUAAGUCUGUGAAUCGAAUGGAAUGUUUCCUUCUUCUUUCUUUUUUUUUUUUAUCACGACAUACCAAACGUACAUAUGUACAUCGCGAUCGUACCGUACAUCGAAAGUUCAAGAUAAGAAGAGGGACAAGAAAUAGAAGCUGAGUUUUCCGACAGAUUUUCCGGGGAACGUGGCGAUACUUAAAUUUUGAAAAGUCGUCCGAGCAACAAGAUGUUCUCGUAUAUACUCCAGAUUGUAGACGAUAAGUAAACGUUGAUUCGCUUAUCCGAAAUCGAUCGGACGACGCUCGAAGGAGCUCCCGUGGACCAUUUCGCCGAAGAAAAACGUUUACAAAAAGUUUCAAACGCUUUGGAAAUUUCCAGGAUGCCCCGACAGGCACUCCCUUGAAUCUUGAAGUCUGAGGAAAGGAGAACGGGGGAAAGGAAUAUUUCCUGGGAAAUUCCGUGCGGACGACUCGGAGGAAUAAUUUCGUGGUAUAUCGGUGAACGUCCGGCCGGGAACAAUCUUGUUUGUCCAUAUCGAAGACGAAUUGAAAUUGAUAGAAAGGAAAGGAACGAAGGGGGCGGGGGGGCUAUCUUCAAGGAUUAGGUCCGUUCGGCUCGUAUAGCUAUAACGCAAAGGAAAAUAUUGGCGGCGAGGUAGCCUGUAUACGUCAACAAAAGCGGCAGUAGACUGCCGAUCGACUUUCAGAGCUGUUUCCGUGUAAGCUUCGCGAAGGCCCCUUUGGGACACGGAGUGCACUCGAACGUCGAUCUCUCUUUCGAUUUAUUCUAUCUCGAAAUGUGUAUAGUAUAGUAUACAUACGCCCACGUUCGCCUAGCUUCUGCCUCUGCUUGCGAGUACCGUUCACUCUCUCGCGAACUGCUUCUCGGAAAAAGAAUUUCCCGAAUUUCGCCGAACACCAAGUAUUAACGUAACGUUAUUGCGGGAAAUCGGUUUCCAUUCGAUUUUUCGCUUAGUCUUGCUGACAAUAAAAUCCGCCGACUUUGCUCUGAGAACACUGGCUUCAUUUAACAGCUACAAUUUCGUAAACAAUAAUCUUUGCUCCAGGUUCAAACUUUAUAAUUGCUUUCAUUAUAUAUGCGCUUACGGAUUGUGAUUCACUUCCGUAGGUAACAGAUAUUUCUUCGAAUUUGCGAAAUAAUGAGGCGUUAAAAAUAGUUGAUUGAAGUGCGCAGAGAAAAACCAAAGAAUUGGCGAAAGAAGAAAUCGAAGAGAGUGGAGGAAAAUUUGAACGAGAAUGGCUCUUAACGAUAGAACAUACGCUUUUUUGUGGAACAAUUAAUUGUACUAACUAAUUGUAUUUAUAUUUACUAUCUAGAAAGAAAGGAAAGCAAUAUGGCUGGCUAUAAUAUUAGACAAUUUUAUAGCCGGGAAGGCGAAUAACGAAAAAAAUAAAUGGUCCAUUAUCUUCGAAUAGCUCCAUAAUUCGUGCAGAAAAAAGAUGAUGCCAGUCUACCGAGAACAUUACGAAAACGAACAGCGCGGGAAAAAAGCGUAAUACGAUGAAGUGAAAAAAACCAUGGCAUAAUGAAACAUUGCGUAUCAAAACGAUAACUAUCACGUUGUGGAACUCGUUAAUGACGUCGCGUUGCCCGCAAUUUACAUGCAAAUAUCUCGAUACGAGGCUGAGAAGCCUCUUUUACUCAUUUACUUGAAUAAUUUCGCGAAAAAUUUGCAUCAGACUACUUUCGAAACUUUCGAAAGAUAUUGUCAGAUUCGAAUAAGUUCCACAAUUUUCGUUUCAAACAAAAAAAAAGAGAAAAGAAAAAAUAUUUGUUUCCACACAUAUAUACACACACGCGUAUUCUAAUGGAAAUUUUACGUCUACGAGAGAUUUCCGUUACCGUCGAGGCCAUGUUUCAUCAAGUCUCUAUUUCAAACUCAUCUUUCACGCCAUGUUUAGUCGCAUGACACAAACAGAGAACGUAUGCUACCCAGAAAUUUCUAUCUAUGUUUGCACGGAACGAUUCGAGAGUGUGACAGGCUCGAUCGAUUUUUCACUUGACUCGCCGUGAAAUAUUUGGCGAUGUCAAGUUUUGCUAACCAAACGACGUGCUCGUCCAAACUUGGACGAAGUGUUAAAGAUUCCCAGAACGGGAAGUCUUAUCGCCUUUGACGCCUCGUGGCGUGUUCCGUCGAGGUCGUCGUGCUUUGAGGUUAAGUUCGAUACUCUCUGUGUCUUUCCACAAGAGCUUUUGUUCUCGUGUCAGUAUGAAACGGCCGCAUUAACAUGGUUGUUUAUUUUUCUAAAUUGUCAAGUUAAUGGUCGAAAAUAUGCGGAACAUUAGCACGUUCUGGCUGUCGUGAGUGACGACUAGAGGAUUGGCAUGGAGUUUUCGAUUGUAUCAAUGGCAUGCACCCGACAAAGUGCCCUGCACUUUCUAUGACUUCUUUGCUUUUUCCGCGUAUUAAGCGGUCAAAGCCUUCAGAAGUUAAAUGACUCUUUUCUCGACUGGAGAUGUGCAGUAAAAUCUAGUCAGUCUAGUUAGAGUAAUGGUUAAAGUUGAUGAAUUAGAACACUCAAUAUUUACUAAUCAAAUUGUUGCUUCACUGCCUAUAUAAUUGUAUUGCAAUCAGUACAGGAAAAACUCGGAAAACUCAAAUAUAUCAGCAACAGUAACAAUAGAAGUGCAACACCCAGAUUUAAUUUCUGUCACUCCAUCCACUUUCAUUAUUACUGGAAGUGAUAUAAAGAAUAUAUCUGUAAAAGGUCUUAGUGCAGGACAUUCGAUUGUUAAUCUUAAUGUCACACCCAGCUAUAUUACGAAUUUUUCACAAGCGUUCGUCAGAGUGACAGUUGAAAAAUCAGAUGUACUUUAUCACAUAAGUACUGUAGUAGGUUGGAUAUACUUUCUAGCAUGGAGUGUAAGCUUCUAUCCACAAAUAUACAGUAAUUACAAACGUAAAAGUGUUGUGGGAUUAAAUUUUGAUUAUUUAUCAUUAAACGUGGUUGGUUUUAUUAUGUAUGCACUUUUCAACUGUGGCCUAUAUUGGAUACCAGAAGUUGAGCUCGAGUAUUUCAGGAGAUAUCCAAAAGGUUUAAAUCCUGUACAAGUGAAUGAUAUUUUUUUCGCUUUGCACGCAACAUUUGCAACUGUGAUAACUAUUAUUCAAUGUUUUGUGUAUGAGAGAGGAAAUCAAAGGGUAUCCAUCACAGCACGUAUUAUUCACGGGAUAUUUGCAUUAUUUAUUUUUAUUUCUAUGAUAUUAGCUAUAGUAGCAGUAAUAAUGUGGCUUGAUUUUCUAUAUUAUUGUAGUUAUGUUAAAUUGAGCAUAACGUUAAUCAAAUACGUUCCACAAGCAUUUUAUAACUAUAAAAGAAAAUCCACUGUUGGUUGGAGUAUUGGCAAUAUAUUUUUAGAUUUUACAGGUGAUGAUUGGGAAAGUAUUUUUGGAGAUCCCACAAAAUUCGGUUUGGGAUUUUUUUCAGUUGCAUUUGAUAUAUUUUUCAUUAUACAACAUUAUGUUUUAUACAGGGAUCGCAAAGAAUAUAUUGAAAUACCUGGUAACAAUUACGGAGAAUCGCAAGAAAAUGCAUCGACUAUUGCUUGACUUUAUGUUAUUACUAUCAAUCAGUUGCCUGUUUAUCUCUAUUAUAAUAAAAAAUAAUCUAUCUAUGAUUCAAAACGCAAAGUGGCGCCAACAUGGCUACCACACUCGAUAUUAUACAUUAUUUCAAAUUUUAUUCAUACCAACUAAUAUACGAUGUGUCCAUCCAUGAGAACUGCGAAGCCAUGUAACCACACGACAUGUUAUAAUACAUUUACGUAAAUUCAUUCGCGAAACGAAAUAAUCCACUUACUUUUACGUACGAAUACGUAUCUAACGCGCACCGAUUAUGAAGAUGUAACGGAAACUGUUAAAACUUUAGUUCGAAAAAGUAUCGAUAUUUCGAUUCGAUUCAAUACUACGCAGCCAUCUAGUGGCCGGACUAUACACUAUUCAUAUAGCAGAACGUGUUACAGUUAAACUUAGUAGUAUUGUUUACUUAAAAAAGAGAAUGAAUAUAUCCCCUGUUUUGCGACCAACGCAGUCUACGCUGUCCUUAUGUAGAAAACUAAAUUGUUGGACAGCAGCAAUAACAAAGACGCAUAGAAAAUUAUGUUUAAAUACCUUUCCUGUGCGUCUCGUUUUACCAGAUGGGAGUAGUAUUAAUAUCAACUACCACGAACCAAGAAGGAUAAUUACUCUUCCCCUUAAUAUAGAUGAACUUCCUGAGGAAGAGAAACAACUUAGAUUGGGGAAACGUAAAAUGAUAACUAAAGCAAAAGUAACGGAAGAAUACCAAGAUGACUUUGAUGAAACUCAGUUUUUUAAGUAACUUAUUUAAUUGUAUUAUUUUGUAAAUAUUACAUAUUACAUGGACUUCACGUUAUACCUCUACAUACAAAACAUCUUUUUCUAGUUAUAAAUAGAUCUAUCAUAUACUAUAGAUAUAUAUCAUGUACAUAUUAAAUAUAAUAUAAUAAAAUAUAUUUAG